UGCCCAGACGUGGACAGAUAGCCGUCUUCGCUUCAACAGCACCAUGAAAAUACUGACUCUGAACAGCAACAUGGUGGGCUUGAUCUGGAUCCCAGACACAAUUUUUCGUAACUCAAAGACCGCGGAGGCUCACUGGAUCACCACCCCCAACCAGCUCCUCCGCAUAUGGAAUGAUGGCAAGAUCUUGUACACCCUCAGGCUUACCAUCAAUGCUGAGUGCCAGCUGCAGCUGCACAAUUUCCCAAUGGAUGAACACUCAUGUCCUCUGAUAUUCUCUAGCUAUGGCUACCCUAAAGAGGAAAUGAUUUACAGAUGGAGGAAAAACUCAGUGGAGGCUGCUGACCAGAAAUCUUGGAGACUUUAUCAGUUUGACUUCAUGGGUCUCAGAAAUACUUCAGAAAUUGUGAAAACCUCUGCAGGUGAUUAUGUAGUCAUGACUAUAUACUUCGACUUAAGUAGAAGAAUGGGAUACUUUACUAUUCAAACAUACAUUCCCUGUAUAUUAACAGUUGUUCUUUCCUGGGUAUCCUUUUGGAUUAAGAAAGAUGCCACUCCAGCAAGAACAGCACUAGGCAUCACCACAGUAUUGACCAUGACAACUUUGAGUACCAUUGCGAGAAAGUCAUUACCCCGUGUAUCCUAUGUCACCGCGAUGGAUUUGUUUGUGACUGUAUGCUUUCUAUUUGUCUUUGCUGCUCUGAUGGAGUAUGCAACUCUCAACUACUACUCAAGUUGCAGGAAACCAAACUGUAGUAAGAAGAAAAAGUCGCUACCAGAUGUCAGUUUUGGUCAUGUGAUGAAUUAUUCUGUACUUGAUAUGAGACCACCAACUACAGUCAUCACAUUGAACAAUGCCAUGUAUUGGCAAGAAUUUGAAGAUGCGUGUGUCUAUGAAUGCCUGGAUGGGAAAGACUGCCAGAGCUUUUUCUGUUGUUACGAAGAGUGUAAAUCAGGCUCGUGGAGGAGAGGACGGAUUCACAUAGACAUCUUAGAACUGGACUCUUACUCUAGGGUCUUUUUUCCUACAUCCUUCCUGCUGUUUAACCUGGUCUACUGGGUUGGAUACCUCUAUCUUUAAAUGUUGCCUGUAGUGGUGAAGACUGCUGUGUUUUUACACUGUGGAGGGAUGGUGAGAGUGCAGAAAAAGUGAAGGACAUGGUCAGUUUCAUCGCAAAUUAUAAAGGCCACAUUAACUUUCACCAUCACAGAACCUGAUGAAGAAUUUUAAUAUGUAAUUGCCUGAAAAAGAAAAACAUGGAAGAAUUCUCUCCUUACUGCUAUUCAUUUUAAGGAAAAGAUUCUUAUAAAAUUCAGCUGAAUUUGUAGUGUGAGCGAUGUUUAUGAAUAAUUGUUGUAUAUUAGAAUCUCUACUAUUCUCCCUUGGCAUAGAAGCUAUACACAAUUCAGGCAAAGGUUAAAUAUGUCAUUUUUGUUUUUCAUUCCCACACUUUCUUAAAAUACUGCCAUAUCCCUAAGGCUCAGAGCAACAUAUGCUGGCACUGGCAAAUAAGUCAAAGCCAACAAAAACACUCAUUUGUAUUUAAACUUGCUUGAGCUAUAUCCCAUAGGUUUUGGGAAACAUCUCAUUGGUAACCUCCUUGCUAUAGAGAAAUCACCAAAAGACAGUAAGAAAUGUCUGUGGUGAGAUCAAAACAUGGACAUUACUUUCUGCAAAGGUCUGGGAUUAAUGGAACUAGCCACUUACCUACACAUGUUAGUUUUAACUUAAGGUAAAAAGACAGAGUUAUAAGAAAGCUACUAUUUUAAUAUAAAUAAAAGACUUGCAUAUCUCUGAGGCAGCUGUAGGCAUAACUUCUACAGUUUUUCAGGCUUUUAAAUGUCUUUUUUAUGACUGGUUAAACACAGGAUGGUCAUUGAUUUCUAAAGAACUCUACUUGAAGCAGGACAAGAUUCCUGCUUGUGUCAUUGUAGCAGAUCACAGCUGAUAGGCCAUGAGUAAAAAUCACUAUAUAAUAGAACUAGGAAUAUGUGACUUUCUUCAGAUUGCAAUUUACUAAAAGUGAUCUCAUGCAUUCUCAUUGCUUCUCUCAAAUUUAUUUUACAAAUUCAAAACCCAUGUGCGCCAAGGGACAUUUUUUGUUCCUUCCAUAAAGUUAAAUAUGGCAGUCCUUACUGAUGGCAGUUGUUCCCUGGGUCUGAGCUGAAGACUGAAUACUUUACUUGAACAGUGCAUUACAGGAACUCAACUGUCACACUUGGAUUAAACAUGGAGUAGUUGCCAUAUGUAGAAAAAGUUUUAGUUUUUUUCCUAAACUGCCACUAUAUUUUACACUAAAAAGCUAUUUUGUAUUUUGCAAGCUUUUGACCAUUAAAUUCUUAAACUACCCUUUUUUUUCAAAAACUAGUUUUAGUGUUAAACUAGAUUACGUCUUUUACAGACUAUCUCAAUAAUUGUUACCAAGCAAACAAAACAGAUUCAAAACUAAAUAGCAAUAGUUUUUCACUACCCUUUGGAUGACAAAUGGUUACAAAUUAUUGAAGUUAAAACAUACCUAAAAACAAAACUCUAUUUUUUUUUCUUCAUCUGGAGGACCUGAUUAUUUUUUUAUCAUCUCAAAAAAUGUGUUUCUUUUCCACACAAUAUUUGAUAAAAGCUGAGUAAUAGACGUCAUUGAAGAGCAGUUCCUUUUCUCCUCAGAAGGAAAAUCCUGCAAACAAGC
Molecule: messenger RNA, 2681 nt
Organism: Falco peregrinus (peregrine falcon)
Lineage: Eukaryota; Metazoa; Chordata; Aves; Falconiformes; Falconidae
Product: gamma-aminobutyric acid type A receptor subunit gamma3
Exons: 7
Coding region: 44-1078 (344 amino acids)
Biological process (GO): signal transduction; monoatomic ion transmembrane transport; synaptic transmission, GABAergic
Cellular component (GO): synapse; GABA-A receptor complex; dendrite membrane
Molecular function (GO): benzodiazepine receptor activity; inhibitory extracellular ligand-gated monoatomic ion channel activity; transmitter-gated monoatomic ion channel activity involved in regulation of postsynaptic membrane potential
Source: RefSeq, a predicted model, not a curated record